AGCUAAAAGGAGGCAGCCAGGACGGGGCAUCCUGCAGGGAUUGCUGGGGUUCACAGGAUUGAGGUGAGGAUGAAAUGAGGCGCAAAACCAGAAAAUGGAGUUAACUCUCACCCUCUGGCCCAGGGGCGGGCCUAGGUGUUUGAAAGAAGAAAAUGACUUUGAGAGAGGAGGUCCUUGCGCAUGGCAAUGCGAGCCUGAGAAGAUGUCUGGCAGUUGCGUAGGGGCUUCACUCCAGAGCCUCUGACUUGAGAAGAAAGACCUUUGUCUAGGCGGACUCGCAUCGCUGCAGGCAUCUCUUCCCCAGCUACCCCCCCCCCCCGCGUCCGGCGCAGUGGUUUCCGCUUGGCUGUACCCCUGCAGCCGAAAUGGUCUCUCCCUGCUGCCUGCCCUCACACAUCCCCUGCACACGCGCGCGGGGUGCCCCUGACUGAGGUUACUAGCACCCGCUCCCCUGCCCCACAGUCCAGUCUCCGAGUUCCCGAGCGCUACCCCUUUAUCCUGAUGCCUUCUGCUCCUCCAGGAGGCUGGCGUCCAUCCAGCUGCGCACCAGGCAAGAUUUGGACCGCUGCCGCAGAGGGGGCGCGCUGUGUCUAUAUACUUAUGAUCCGGGUUGGGCUUAGUGUUAUACGCUUAUCUGGCAAAGGAAGCAGUAUGAACGGAAACAUCUGGGCCAGAAGCAAAUUGAUCAAAUGAAGGACUGCAGUGUUUCUGGAGCACCAAGUUCUGUGCACACAGAGUAUAUGCAGGUCUGAGGAUCCAGAAUGGCAUCUGCAGUUGUUGGGAAGUCAUUCUAGGCUCUUAACCCAGUGUCUUGGCAGCAGUUUGAUCUGAAGAUGGGAGCCAGGGUGCUGUGGGGAAGCCUAGGCUUGCUCCGCCUAGGCUGGUGUCUGCUUCCACAAACAGGCUACGUGCACCCAGAUGAGUUCUUCCAGUCACCUGAGGUCAUGGCAGAGGACAUCCUCGGCAUUGAGGCUGCACGGCCCUGGGAAUUUCAUCCCAGCAAUUCUUGCCGCACAGUGGUCUUCCCACUGCUGACCUCUGGCACUGCCUUCUGGCUACUCAGGCUCUGGGAAGAGUGGGGACCAUGUCCUGGUCCGGUGAGUGGCUAUGUGCUGUUAGUGGGGCCCAGACUCCUGCUCACCGCCCUCUCUUUUACCCUGGACAUGGCUGUGUACCACCUGGCCCCACUGUGGGGUGCAGAACGCUGGAACGCGCUGGUACUGCUAUCUGGUUCCUAUGUCACCCUGGUCUUCUAUACAAGGACCUUCUCCAAUGCCAUUGAGGGACUGUUGUUUGCAUGGUUGUUAGUACUGGUAUCACCCCGUGUGGCCUGGAGCCCUAUGAUCAAGAAGCCUGCUCCAGAUCCAUGGUGGCACAGCUGGAUUCUUGGGGGGAUUGUGGCUGCUGGCUUCUUCAACCGGCCCACCUUUCUGGUCUUUGCACUAGUCCCCCUCUCCCUCUGGGGCCUUUGUGGAGCCACAAACUCUAGCUUCAAGUCUCUGGCCCAGGGAGCCAUGGUACUAUUCCCAGGGGCAACCCUCACAACAGCAGUGUUUGUGAUCGUGGACAGCUGGUAUUUCUCCAGUCAGUCUAGUUUCAGUACCCUUGUCCUUACACCUGCCAACUUCCUGCGCUACAACUUGGAUCCUCAAAACUUGGCGAGACAUGGCACACAUGUGCGACUCACUCACCUGGCAGUCAAUGGCUUCUUGCUCUUUGGAGUGCUGCAUGCCCAGGCCCUACAGGUGGCACGGCAGCAGCUGGAAGCCUGCCUCCAGGCUGUGGGGCAAAUGGGCUUCCUGAAGGCACUGGGUGCCUGGAGUCCACCGUCCAGCCCUAGGUCUCACCUCCUGCUCCUCUACUUCCUGCCUCUGGCCCUAUUGUCUGCCUUUAGCCACCAGGAAGCUCGCUUCUUGAUCCCUCUCUUGGUCCCCCUGGUCCUGCUUUGUAGUUCACAGACACAACGUGUACCCUGCAAAGCUGCUCUGGUCCUCUUUAAUGCCCUAGGUGCCCUCUUCUUUGGCUGCCUGCACCAGGGAGGGCUAGUACCUGGCCUGGAGCACCUGAAGCAGGUGGUUCAUGCACCUACAGCUCCGAGUGGACCUACCCACUACACGCUCCUGUUCACCCACACCUACAUGCCUCCCCGGUACCUUCUACACCUCCCUGGUUUGGGCUCACCGGUGGAGGUGGUGGACAUGGGUGGGACGGAGAACCAGAUCCUCUGUCAGGCCCUGAACAACUUCACUAGACAACCAGCCUGCCAGGUGACUGGUGGGCCAUGGCUCUGCCGCCUCUUUGUGGUCACUCCAGGCACCGCCAGACCUGCCUUGGAGAAGUGCAGCUUCCCCCUCAAGGAUGAGACACUCGUGUUUCCCCACUUGACCCUGGAGGACCCACCAUCCCUGUCUUCCCUGCUGAGUGGGGUUUGGAGGGAGCACCUCAGCCUUCACAUCCUAGAGCUUGGGGAGAAGCCCGACAAUAUGACGGAAAAACCACUACCCAAGACUCAGUCCCAGGUGAAGGUGCCGCUCUAACCGGGACUAAGCCUAUUCUCUCUCUUUUUUUUUUUCUUUCCCUUCUGGAAUUCCCACCACUGCCUCUUCUGUGCAUACCCUUUGGUUGUAUUGCCUUCUGGGAGAGCUGGCGCCCUUUCUCCAAAGACCAAAGAUCUGAUAAGUCACCCAACAUCCCCAAAAGAUCUGGUGUAAUCAAAGACACCUAAUGUUUUGGCUCUAUUUCUUCCAGCCACUGUGAUGUUCUACACAUGUAAUAGCACCUGGUUGUGAAAAGAGACAACUAUCUGCCAAUGAUAUUGCUUUUUUUAAUAUUUAUUUUAUUUUUUAUUUAUUCCCUUUUGUUCUCCUUGUUGUUUUAUUGUUGUAGUUAUUAUUGUUGUUGUCGUUGUUGGAUAGGACAGAGAGAAAUGGAGAGAGGAAGGGAAGACAGAGAUGGGGAGAGAAAGACAGACACCUGCAGACCUGCUUCACCACUUGUGAAACGACUCCCCUGUAGGUGGGGAGCCGGGGCUCGAACCAGGAUCCUUACGCAGGUCCUUGUGUUUUCUGCCACCUGUGCUUAACCUGCUGUGCUAUAGCCCGAUUCCCGAUAUUACUUUUUUUAAAAAAAUAUUUAUUUAUAUAAGGAAGGGAGAAAAGAGAACCAGUGCAUCACUCUGGACCUGUGACCCCAUGGAUUGAACUUUGGACUGCAUGCUUGAGAGUCCAGCACUUUAUCCAAGGUAUCAUCUCCCAGGCCACUGAUGAUGACAUUCCUGAAUGACCUCUCCCAACCCUUUCAGAAUGCCUUAUUUCUUCUUGUCAUGAUAGCCCUUUGCAUACCCAGAUACCUCAAUGGCAGUGUGGUGAUGUAGAGAAGGUAGGUAGCUCAGUUUCACAGAACCUGAGUUCUGGUCCUUGGUCUGCUACUUACUGGCUGUGUGACGUUUUAUACAUUAAAAAAAAUGGGGCUGGGGUCGGGCGGUAGCGCAGCGGGUUAGGCGCACAUGGCACAAAGAGCAAGGACCGGCAUAAGGAUCCCGGUUCGAGCCCCUGGGUCCCCACCUUCAGGGGGGUUGCUUCACAGGCGGCGAAGCAGGUCUGCGGUGUCUAUCUUUCUCUCCCCGUCUCCCCUCCUCUCUCGAUUGCUCUCUGUCCUAUCCAACAACAUCAGUGGCAACAAUAACAACAGUGACAACAAGGGCUGUAACAACAAGGGCAACAAAAAAAAAAAAAAAAGGAGGAAAAAUGUCCUCCAGGAGCAGUGGGCUUGUGGUGUAGGCGCCGGGCCCAGCAAUAGGGUGGGAGAGAUAGCAUAAUCGUUAUGUAGAUUCUCCUGCUUGAAGCUCUGAGGUCUCAGGUUCAAUCCCCUGCACCACCAUAAGCCAGAGCUGAGCAGUGCCCUGAUAUAUAUAUGUAUGUAUGUAUAUGGAAAGAGAGAAUGACUGAUGGACUGAUGGUGGCACACCUGGGUAAGUGCACACAUUACCAUGUGUAAGGGUCCGAUUUCAAGUCCCCAGUCCCUAACUAUAGUGGCAAGUGUUGCCUGGGGUUUUCCAAUAUUGUGUUGUGACUACCAAAUCAAGUUCUGGGCGAUGUCACUGAACUCUCUUCAACUUCUAUCCCUGAGACAAGUGGUAGAACAUGUCUGUGCCUUGCCAUUUAAAGCUCAUUCUUUUAGAAUAGGGAUUCCAAAUGUUCACUCUCCAGCCUGACCCAGUUACAGUGGAAAAUAUACGUUGCUCAAUGUCUGCUGGCUCUUGAGGACGAACUGGUCUUACCAGGAUCUGCUGCAACCACAGCUCUUUGUCCUUAAAUGUGGUCUGGUCACUCUCCAAACUCAGAGACCAUGUGUGAAACCUCUCUUCAGAGGAAGGAGAAUGAACGCCAUAGCUGAGCGACACCUGGUGAAAGUCCUUAACACACGUGGGCAUGUGGUUCCUCCCAAUACAGCACCCCCCAGGCCACGAGGAACAUGAGAGGCUCCAACUGUAGCCCUUUCCUCAUUGUGCCUCCUCACACCCUUACCAUCUCAGAUGAGAGAACAGGAGGCACAGAGAGGAUCAGUGAGGUAGAGGUCAGCACAGAGGAGACCAAGCCUGUGCAAAUGACCAAAUCUAAGUGCUUUUCUAGUCUUACCUUUUUUUUUUUUUAUCCACUUAUUAAUUCACGAGAGAGAACGGGAACCAGAGCAUCCCUCUGGCAUAGGUGAUAUAUGGGAUCAAACUCACAACCUCAUGCCUGAGUCCAACGCUUUAUCCAUUUUCCCACCUUCUACACUACAAGCUUUCUUUCAUUGUUUCUUUUUUUCCCCUUUUUCUUUUUACUAGAGCACUAUUCAACUCUGGUUUAUUGUAGUGUUGGGGGGGGAAGGGAAUUGAACUUGAGACCUAGGAGCCUCAGGCACAAAUCUGUUUGCAUAGCCUUUAUGCUAUCUCCCCAAUCCUCGCUCCUUUCUUUUACACUUAUGGUGGGGCAGGAAACUAAACCUGGGAUUUUGGAACCUGAGGCAUGAAAGUUUUCUUGCAUACCCAGUCUACCACCCUUUCCCCGCCCCCCACAUCACUACCACACACAUACAUCCAAGUCCUGUCUUCUGAUAGCUAAAGCCUUGCUUGGAUCAUAUUAAAGUUACAUCCCAAACAUAAGCAGACUGCUCUGUUGCUAGGGUCAUAGCUCCAACCCCAGGAAGAAGAAAAUCAGGGGUGUGCUGGCAGAUGCCUGACAAACUGAUCUUUGGUGAGAAAAGAAAAAAAAAAACUGAUUGUAGCAUUUAUUGAUUUCCAUGGAGUAACUGUUCUAAUCAUAGUUGAUUUCAAGUUACCAGAAUGAUGUUACUGAAUUCUAAAUGGAAGGAUAUGCCGAUCAACUGCUCUUCUGAGCUGUCAUAAGUAGUAUCUAAUACUCCUGGAUAUUUCCCUCAGUUAAACUAUAAUGACCUCUGUGUGACUCCGAGAACAGAGAGCUCCACGAAGUAGGCAGGUGCCCUUCAAAGUACGAGGUGGUGAAGCAUUGCCUGCCCCCGCCUCCAGUCCCCCCCCCCCCAUGCCAAAUGCUGCUCCUCUGCAUGCCAAUUUUUGUGCCUAAUCAUGCUGUUCUCAAAUCCUGCUGUUAGUGCUUCAUGUCACAGCUGAAGAAGAUGAAGUCUUCAAGGCAAAUUGUCCACUGUGGGCAGGUGUUUGAGGAAUCCUAUCCUAGUGAAGAACUUGAGCUGCACUGUGACACCCUCCGCAUGACCCCUCUGUACAUAGACCUGACCACUACAGCUGCAGUCACUGAGUGCUGCAAUGGACACAGGCACCUGGCACCAUGCCUGGAUCCACUACAUGGAGAUCAUGAAAGUGGAGGAGAUGGUGACAAGCAAGUGCCAUCUGGCAGUGGCCUAGAAGUCCCUCCACUCCAAGAUCAAGUUCUUGUCCCACUGGGUUUUGCUUUGCCAGCAUAGCCUCAUGUCACCACCAAAAGGUCCAACACUUUCUUUUAGAUGCAGUGUCUACCCUUCCUAAUCUGCCUGAGUAAUUUCCUUGGGAAGCUGGAAAACAUUAAAUAAACUCUAUAGUGACAACUCA
This is a messenger RNA of Erinaceus europaeus (western European hedgehog), 6067 nucleotides long. RefSeq names its product phosphatidylinositol glycan anchor biosynthesis class Z (gene PIGZ). Bases 834 to 2537 code for a protein of 567 amino acids. NCBI's taxonomy places the organism in Eukaryota, Metazoa, Chordata, Mammalia, Eulipotyphla, Erinaceidae. The record is from RefSeq and is a predicted model, not a curated record. Gene Ontology annotation, molecular function: alpha-1,2-mannosyltransferase activity. The transcript has 4 exons. Gene Ontology annotation, biological process: GPI anchor biosynthetic process. Gene Ontology annotation, cellular component: endoplasmic reticulum membrane.